Messenger RNA from Dermacentor silvarum, 1612 nucleotides. RefSeq names its product neprilysin-1-like. Gene Ontology annotation, biological process: protein processing. Lineage: Eukaryota; Metazoa; Arthropoda; Arachnida; Ixodida; Ixodidae. The coding region runs from base 197 to 1336 and encodes 379 amino acids. Gene Ontology annotation, cellular component: plasma membrane. Gene Ontology annotation, molecular function: metalloendopeptidase activity. The transcript has 12 exons. The record is from RefSeq and is a predicted model, not a curated record.
UUCACAGCAGCGAACAGGGAAGUGUCACAUUAAUCACCCGUGUGUUUUGCCUGCUUGCUUACACACUUGGAGCCUGUUCAUAGGUGUACCUGUAGCGCGAUGUUGGAACCGUUGCUGGCGCACCCUGACAUCGUACCGCGCAUGCGCCUGCAGCUCGGCUGUGGCCAACUACCUGGGCUGGCGCAUCGUGCAAACGAUGGGCCAGCACGCGACCGAGCGGUUCCGGCGGGCGCGGUUCCGCUUCGACCGCUACCGGUACCUGCUGCAGGAUGUGGGCGAGAUUCCACGAGAAUGCGUGCGCCUCACGUCGCACCUGCUGCACUUCGCCGUGGGCCGGCUCUACUUCGACCGGCACAUCUCGAGGCCCGCCGAGCGUUACAGGAAGCUCUACGACAUGGCGGAGGAGCUGCGGGACGCCUUUGCAGUCCUCAUCGACCUGAACACCUGGAUGGACUCUGACACCAAGGAGAGGGCGAGGCAGAAGCUGCACCACCUGCAGAUGAACAUCGGCUUCCCUCCCUGGAUCAAGAGCGACCGGGACCUGGACGAGUACUACAAGGACGUUCCGGAUCUGCGCAAGGAGGAGUUUUUCAUCAGCCUCCUGCGCACGCUCAAGAUUUACAACCGCAUCAUGUUUGCCCGCCUGCGUCGCUUCAAGAAGGCCGAGGACUUCGGGUGGAUUCCGCCCUACCCCUCUACCGCGAUGCACUACAGCCUACUGGGAAACUAUAUGCUUCUCCCAGUCGACUACAUUCAGUACCCGUUUUUUCUACUGGACAUGGCCCCACCGAUCAAUUUCGGCGCCCUCGGAACCAUCAUGGGGCAGCAGCUGACGUUCGGCUUCGGGGAGCAAGGCGCGCUGUACGAUGAGCACGGCAAGCUGGUGGAGUGGUGGUCUCGCGAGACGCACCGCAAGUUCGUCACCGGCGCCCGCUGCCUCUCCGAGCAGUACGACCAGUUUAACAACCCCAUCACCGGCAUGAAGCUAAGCGUCAACAACACCCUGGAGACGAGCAUCGCCGACAACGCCGGCCUGCGACUCGCGUUCAAGGCAUUCCGGGUGUACAUGACCAAGUACGAGGAGCGCUACGGCAUGUACUCCAUACCCGGCAUGGAGCCUUGGACCAUGGAGCAGGUCUUUUUCAUCGCGUACGCUCUGUCGCGUUGCGAGGUCUCCCGGAAGCGCUCCAUGUACUUCUACCUGCGCCCCCGAGACCAGAUACCCAACCGCUUCAGGACCAUCAUCCCGCUGAUGAACUUCGAGAGGUUCUCGGCCAUCUUCAACUGCAAGGCAGGCACCAUCAUGAACCCAGAACAGAAGUGCAUCGUGUGGUAGCCAGCCUGCUGGCGAAUAUAAGUGCGCCAUAAAGUUAACCGAUGUCGCGGUUCUCUCUGCCUUUCUUUAACGAUGCCCUACUUCUUGUUCAGGUGAUGUCCUCCAAUGAGCAUAACAUAAUUCUUUGCUUAUUGUGUGCGCCAGGCGUGGCAGCAUAUCGGACGAUUUGUUUUACAUUGGUGUUGCUAUCGUGGUUCGUUAUCUGCACCAAAUCCGCGUACAAUAAUGCAUUAUUUCAAGCUAUAAUUUCUGUAAAUAUUAGCAAAUAAAAAGUUC